GUCAACAUCGCAUCCAUCUUCAACUAGAAAUGGUUUACAAACAAUAUCUGACCAAAGCAGAAAUCCUCCCCGAUUCCGUACGCAUCGGCAAGGAGUCAUUCCUAUGCUCUGGUAUGCAUGCUGGCUGAAGUGUAUUCUAGUGAAUUUGGGAAAGGUCAUUUAAAGUGCAAGGUGAGUGCGCCGAGAAUGAUUUGUGACAAAGGAAAUAUCAGCAAGAGGCAACAACAGUAACUUCACGGUCUCAUUGCAAACGCGCCUUUACACAAGAGCACGGAAUAAUCAUGCCUGUACGAAGAGGUCAUGUUGCGCCACAAAAUACAUUUCUUGGGAUAAUAAUACGGAAAUUCGAAGGACAGAAUAGGAAAUUUGUCAUAGCCAAUGCCCGGGUGCAGAACUGUGCAAUCAUCUACUGUAAUGAUGGCUUCUGUGAGAUGACUGGCUACUCCAGACCGGACGUCAUGCAGAAGCCAUGCACCUGUGAAUUCCUCCACGGCGAGCACACUGACACACAUGCCAUCAGCCAGGUGGACCAGGCUCUGAUGGGCUCAGAGGAGCGCAAGGUGGAAAUCACAUAUCAUCGCAAAGAUGGGACGGACUUCCAGUGCUACACUCACAUAAUCCCGGUGAAGAACGAGGAAGGCGUAGUGAUGUUGUUCAUUCUAAACUUUGAUUACGUACUUGAGGAAGGAAGCAGCGACUCGACAGAGAAGCUGAAUCACUCAUCCCCGGAAAGAACUGACUCCAGAAAGGGACGAUUCUUCCGAUUCCGCCAGGCUGCCUUGAGCCUGGUCUCCAACAAACAGUCUCUUCCACAAGAGGACCCAGAUGCCGUCGUGGUGGACUCCCCCUCCCCCAAACAGAACGAGGACUCUGUUGCUCUGACCAACUUCCAGUCGCCCCCGACCGAGGACAACUGCAGCCCCACCGAUGCCAACGACACACGGGCCCUCAUCAGCUCCAGCCACCACUCCUCCCAGGCCAGUGUGCAUGGACCCGGACCCCUGGACCACUCCUCUCCCAAGCAGCACCCGUGGGACAGGCUGUACCAGACGGAGGCGCACCAGUCCACCACCUGCCUCGCACACACCAUCUCCAGAGGCAGCAUCAGCGGGAGCAGCAUGAGGCGAGCGUCCUCCGUCCACGACAUAGAAGGCUUCAGCAACUCCAAGAGCAUGUUCAGGGACCGACACGCGAGUGAAGACAAUGGUCGCUAUAUCAGAGGUCCUUUCAAUCAUCUCAAGUCCAGUUUGCUGGGCUCCACCUCUGAGUCCAACAUCAACAAGUACAGCACCAUCAACAAGAUCCCGCUGAUUGCGCUCAACUUCACGGAGCGGAAUAACGAAAAUAAGGCACACUCUCCCCCAUCGUCAGAAAACACUAUCAUAGCACCCAAGGUUAAGGACAGAACGCACAACGUCACUGAGAAAGUCACACAGGUACUGUCACUGGGUGCUGAUGUCCUUCCAGAAUACAAGCUCCAGACUCCACGCAUGGACAGAUUCACCAUCCUCCACUACAGUCCCUUCAAAGCUAUGUGGGACUGGCUCAUCCUGCUGCUGGUCAUCUAUACAGCCAUCCUCACACCCUACUCUGCUGCUUUCCUACUCAAUGACCGCGAGGAGCAAAUGAGGCGCGAGUGUGGAUACUCCUGCAAUCCCCUGAACGUGGUGGAUUUCAUGGUGGACAUCAUGUUCAUCGUUGACAUCGUUAUCAACUUCCGGACCACAUAUGUGAACCUAAACGAGGAAGUCGUCAGCCAACCAGGGAAGAUCGCCAUUCACUAUUUCAAAGGCUGGUUCCUUAUAGACAUGGUGGCUGCGAUCCCCUUUGACCUGCUUAUCUUCGGUUCAGGAUCAGAUGAAACCACCACUCUGAUUGGCCUAUUGAAGACUGCCCGACUUCUGCGAUUGGUGCGUGUUGCCCGGAAACUGGACCGUUACUCUGAGUACGGAGCGGCUGUACUCAUCCUACUCAUGUGCAUCUUUGCACUCAUCGCUCACUGGCUAGCUUGCAUAUGGUACGCCAUUGGCAAUGUGGAGAAGCCUUACCUGGAGCACAACAUUGGUUGGCUCGACAAUCUUGGGGUAUCCAUUGGCAAGAGGUAUAACUUCAGUGACCCUAACUCUGGGCCCUCCAUCAAGGACAAAUACGUCACAGCACUUUACUUCACAUUCAGCAGUCUAACCAGCGUGGGCUUUGGGAAUGUCUCCCCAAAUACCAACUCAGAAAAGAUCUUCUCUAUCUGUGUCAUGCUGAUCGGCUCCCUCAUGUAUGCCAGCAUCUUCGGUAACGUGUCAGCUAUCAUCCAGCGGCUGUACUCGGGCACGGCCAGGUACCACACCCAGAUGCUCCGGGUUCGAGAGUUCAUCCGCUUCCACCAGAUCCCCAACCCGCUAAAGCAGCGGCUGGAGGAGUAUUUCCAACACUCCUGGACCUACACGAAUGGCAUUGACAUGAACACGGUGUUAAAAGGCUUCCCUGAGUGUCUGCAGGCAGAUAUCUGCCUCCACCUCAACCAGGCUCUGUUGGAGAGCUGUAAGGCCUUCCACGGAGCCACCAAGGGCUGCCUGAGAGCCCUGGCCAUGCGCUUCCAGACCACCCACGCCCCCCCAGGGGACACCCUGGUCCACAGCGGAGACGUCCUCACCGCACUUUACUUCCUGUCUCGGGGCUCCAUAGAGAUCCUGAAAGAUGACAUUGUGGUAGCCAUUCUGGGAAAGAAUGACAUCUUUGGAGAAAUGAUCCAUCUGUACGCCAAACCUGGAAAGUCCAAUGCGGACGUCAGAGCCCUGAGUUACUGUGACCUGCAUACCAUACAGAGAGAUGAUCUCUUAGAGGUGCUUGACAUGUACCCUGAGUUUGCCGAUUUCUUCCUGACAAAUCUGGAGCUGACGUUCAACCUCCGAGAUGAGAAUGGCAAGGCUGCGUAUUCUCACGCUAGUGACUCAGAUCCAGAGGAAGACGUUAAGAGCGCAAAGAUCACAAGAAGGAUCUCCUUCACACCGCAUCCAACUAAAGGGGGAAGCAACAAGGAAACAGAAAAUGACUCCGGGAGGGAGAGGGAGUCCUACUUGUGCCUAAAGAGAACUUCAGUUGACCUGAAACACUCAGGGAAGGAGGAGCAGAUGUCCAUGGGCUCGGCCAUCCAGGGGUGUCCCUCGGUGGAAGACCUUGCACUGGGGCUCGACUCCAAUCCCCCUGGGGACAUCAUGGAGAGAACUCCCUCUUAUGACGAUAACAUUGAUCUGUGCAAUGACAAAUGGGUCUGCGAGAAGCCCCGAGACUACCUGGAUGAGUCAGCACAAUUGCAGGACCUGAGGGGCGAGGACGGCGAUGCCAGUGAAAUCACAUACGGAGAGGUGGAGCAACGCUUAGAUCAGCUCGAAGAGCACUUGAACAGGCUGGAGUCCCAGAUGACAUCAGAUAUUCAGACCAUCCUGCAGCUCCUGCAGAGGCAGUCCACACUGGGACCUCCUGCCUACAGCACUGUGACUGCUAGUCCAGACUAUCAAAGGCCAGCUGUUAUGGUCCAGCCAAUCGCUGCUUUGACCAGCAGCCAUUGCUUCAGCCAUUCAUCAUCACAAAGUCCUGAACUCAACUUGGAGAGGAGUCAUCAGGAAUCCAAAGACUCGCUGUCAGGCUUGGCUUACAUGGAUGAUUCACCCAUAGAGGACAGCCUUACAGUACUGCUUGUACAAAGAAACACACAGAACAAACAUGCAGGGCAUCAGCAUUCCAAAUCUCUCUUUCUUCCUAUUGAGGACUCCUCUCCACUAUCAGACUCAUCUCCCAACACAGGACUCCAUAGGCCAGUCUCAGACCCAGGACCUCCAAGGCCAUAGAGCAAGAUCUCUUAUUUUCAUUUUGCCUGUCUUCUCUGAAGUGUGACUCAGGGUUUCAUUCUCUCUUAAUUGCAUUGCAAUAUGUGAAGUAUCUUGUAGUUUUCCUCCUGAAAUGAUUUGCAUGACAGAUUGUUUUCGUUGCAUGGUAGCUUUGAUUCAGACCUCUGACAGGCAAGUGUGAUUUUGGUAGGUUUACAAGGUAGUACAUUUAUUUUCACCGUAGUAUGUUUCUUUUUCUUUUUUGCACGGCUUAUUUGAACCACAAGUAGCUGUAUGAUAAAGGCAUUGUCCAUAUACUUCAGACUUUGUUUUAGAUUGCAGUUUAUUUUACUAAAUGAUUAUGCAUACAUAGUAUUACAUGUUAUGUAGCACAUGGAGCUAAUGUUAGCUUAUCAAUAGCCCCAGGAAAUAUAGAUGGUGUAUUGUGCCUAUAACUAAAUCCAAAAAUCAAAUCAGUAGCUUUAUGUAGCCUCACUCUGCUCAUUCUCAACAUAAACUCAAUCACAUUGUUUUCCAAUGUAUUCUGCUCUCAUAGUAAAUGCACAUGAAUACAAUCUUAUAGGAAAGACAUGUACAAAUAUGUAAAUGUAUUUUUAUUUAUUAAGGAAUACAUUCAAGGAUGGGGUGCAAUUGAAAUGUUAGUGGUAGCGUAUGUUUGUCCUGAAGCUAUGGGAGCAAUAAAAUGAAACUGAAGCAUUUACUUUUGAAGAACUUCCAAUUGGUUGACCUUUUUUCUAAAGAUUUGGUCCACCAUAUCUUUUCGUGGGGGAAAUGUAUUUUGCACUAAAAGCUGCUUGAAUAUUCAGCAAUGCAAUUAUUUUGUGCAUGCAUUUAGAAUCCAUGUUCAAUGGUGUACUGUAGUAUUUACAGUAGGGGAUAACAAAUGCCCUUGCUCUCUCUUCAAUAUAAAUGAAUGAAGACAAGACAGUAUACUUGCAUGUCCAAAGCACUAAAACGUUCAAGCGAUGGAAGGAUUUAGGUUCCAUGAUUACUGUAUUAUAAUUAUAGAAUGAGUGUGUCACAUUAAGUCCAUUUCCAAACAAGGACACGUAUAACAAAGUAGCAGACAGUAAACGUAUAAUCACAAUAUUCCAACUAAUGAAUGUUUAUUUUUACAUUUCCUGAAACGAGUAGCCUAGGUAUUGCAUGGAAAGGAAAUGCGUGGUAAAGUCCUUAGUAAUCUUUUGCAUAAAUUUGGCCUGAUUCACACAAACUAGGGGGAUAAAGAAACAAUUAGUUGGUCUAUUUUUUUAAUUAUGUUUUUGGUGCAUUUUCAACAUGUCAUGCUUUUUACACUCCACUACAAAUAAUUGGAAUGUUUUUGCGCUGAAGUGAUUACAGACACAAUGUAAAGAGUACAAUUGAUUUAGCUAAUUACCUUGCCUAUUUCAAGAAAUAAAAAGUAUAUUUA
Molecule: messenger RNA, 5253 nt
Organism: Oncorhynchus nerka (sockeye salmon)
Lineage: Eukaryota; Metazoa; Chordata; Actinopteri; Salmoniformes; Salmonidae
Product: potassium voltage-gated channel subfamily H member 7-like
Exons: 16
Coding region: 282-3842 (1186 amino acids)
Biological process (GO): potassium ion transmembrane transport; membrane repolarization during action potential
Cellular component (GO): plasma membrane
Molecular function (GO): inward rectifier potassium channel activity
Source: RefSeq, a predicted model, not a curated record